AUGCGGAGCAGCACGCCGCACGAGGGGGAUCGCAACGCGCCUCCCCGGGGCCGAAGCAGCUCCAUCUCCUCUAGAAUGCGCGCCAGCUCCUCGGCCCUGCCGCGACCCCAGAGCAGUCUGCGCGAGUCUCGAAUCUCAUCCUUUCGCGCCACGCAGCCGACGUACAACCUCAUCACCGGCGCAGAUGCCGCCGACACGCGGCCCUCGUCGCGCCAGAGCUACGUCGCAGACUCCCUGCGCCCGGGCUCGCGCGAGAGCUCAAAGGAGAACAUGGCGCCCCUCGACGCUGACGAGUACGAAAAGUACAGAAAGGAGAUUGAGACGCUCAAGGCCGAGAUUGGCACCCUGCAGUACCGCAUGCAGACGGCCGAGCAGGAAAAGGAAAUCGCCCUCUCCCAGCAGAGCAACAAGCUGGAGCAGGCCCGGCGCCGCGAGCAAGACGAGGCACAGCAGAGACAGGCUGCCGAGGCUGAAAGGGCCAAGGCGGCGGACCUCAUCGAGUCCGUCAAGAAGGAAAUGGACGCGCUGAAAGAGACCGCCGAGACGGAUCAGAGAGCGCUCGAGCACAGGGCCCGCGAAGCCCGCGACGAGGCGACCCUCUUGCAGGAGCAGCUCGACGACUUGUCCGCCGCCAAGGACGAAGCUGCCCGCAUGGCGGAAAAGAAGAUGAAGGACAUGCAGAUGCAGCUCGCCGCCUGCCAAAACUCAAUCCACGAACUGGGACAGGAGAGUCAAGAGGCGGACAAGGCGCUCCAGCAGACCCUGGCCCAGGCCCAAAGCGGCGACGCCGAAACCAUGGACAUAAUCAGGCGCGAGCUGUCCGAACAGGUUCAGCACAUUCGCGCCCUCGAGGCUACCAAUCGCGAUCAACUAUCAGAACUCAAACAGCUCAGAGCCAUCAACAAGGCCGUCCAGGUCGUCGAGGAGGAAAAGAGGUCGCUCCAGCGACGGUUGGAGGCGGCCGAGGCCCUCGAGGCAGAGCUCGCCGAGGCGCGUCUGCAGCGGCAACGAUUGCAGGACGAGCGCCUGGCCUGGACCUCAUACCUCAGCCACGCGUCGGAGACAGGAAGCGACGAGUUUGACUCUCCCGAGGCCAUGGCCCGGGCGCUGGUCCAGGAGCGGCUGACGACGGCCUCGUACGUGGAGCAACUCGGCGCUCUGCAAGCAGACAUGUCUGCGCAGGAAAGCGCGAUCCAGACCUUGAAGGGCGACAAGUCACAGCUCCAGAAACAGCUCGAGGGUGCCAAGGCCUCUGCCGGCGCCGCAUCGACAGACAAGGCGCGGGCGCGGCUGGACCGUCAGCGCGCCCUGGCCCUCAAGGAGGUCGAGUAUCUGCGUGCACAGCUCAAAGCAGUCGAUGAGGAGGACCACACGAUGCAGCCGAACGACUACGACGAGACACGAGCCACCAGGAUCCAGGAGCUCGAGAUGCUCAUUGAUGGUUACAAGGCCGAGGUGCAGAGCCUCCACGCCGAAUUAUCGGCCGCGGAGCCGUCCGCAGGCGCACAAGUCCCACCGGUGGCCGGGACGAAGCGCCCACAUUCCGCAGACGACGAAGGCGACGGCGGCGGCGGCUACCAGGAGCAGCUCGGACAGCUGACGCUGCUGGAAAAGGACCUGUCGGCGAGCCGGGAGCAGCUGUCGGCGGCCAAGCAGCAGAACCAAACGCGGGUGCUGUCGCUGCGGUCGAACCCGACGUCAGACUACGAGGCCAUCAAGCGCAGCACGCUCGAGGCGCUGCAGCGGGAGAACAAGGACCUGCUGGCGACGCUGCGGUCCAAGCACGCGGACGCGUCGGUGCCGGUGAUUCCGACGUCGGUGCUGGGCGCUAUGGAACGGGAGAUUGCGGCGGCCAAGGCGGAGACGGCGUCUGCGCAAAAGUCUGCGCGGCGGCUCAAGGAGGUGUGGGGGUCCAAGUCGCAGGAGUUCAAGGAGGCCAUCUUCUCGACGCUGGGGUGGACAGUGACGUUUAUCCCCAACGGCAAGAUGCGCGUGGAGAGCACCUUUUCCCCCUCGCAGACGGACGAACACGAAAACUCGAUUGUGUUUGACGGGGAAAGGGGCACGAUGAAGGUGGGCGGCGGGCCCAAGAGCGCGUUUGCGCAGCGCAUCGGCGACCAGAUUGGCUUCUGGGUGCGCGAGAAGGGCUGCAUCCCGGGGUUCCUGGCGGCGCUGACGCUCGAGUUUUACGAGGAGCACUCAAGGGCGUCGAGGGGGUGA
This is a messenger RNA of Hirsutella rhossiliensis, 2220 nucleotides long. Its product is annotated as mitotic checkpoint protein. Gene Ontology annotation, cellular component: nuclear envelope; kinetochore; mitotic spindle. The transcript is spliced from 4 exons. The coding region runs from base 1 to 2220 and encodes 739 amino acids. The record is from RefSeq and is a predicted model, not a curated record. Gene Ontology annotation, biological process: mitotic spindle assembly checkpoint signaling; attachment of mitotic spindle microtubules to kinetochore. Lineage: Eukaryota; Fungi; Ascomycota; Sordariomycetes; Hypocreales; Ophiocordycipitaceae.